Drosophila takahashii is the source of this 1172-nucleotide messenger RNA. The record is from RefSeq and is a predicted model, not a curated record. NCBI's taxonomy places the organism in Eukaryota, Metazoa, Arthropoda, Insecta, Diptera, Drosophilidae.
AUCUAUUUAUUUCAUAGUAUUAGCAUUAUCUUAUCAAAGCGACCUUAACCUAACCUUGCUUGCUAUAUAAAAAAUUACACAUUUAAAUUAAUUACACGAUUAAUAAAAAGGAAAUGAAAAAAUGUUAGAUUAAUCUGUCUAUUGACUGUCUAUACUUUGUUACUGAUCUGGCUGAUUGUUUACUAUAAGAUAAUAUAUUUAAGUAAUUUUCUUAGCUAAGCCACCAUUUUAUGGGUUAUUUAGGGCACAAAUCGGGUUAGACGUAUAAAGGGAAAAAUCGAAGUCUCAGGGAGUAAUACGAAAGGGAAGCACAAAAAAUGAAACAGUCACUGGUUGAUAAAUAUACUGCAAUCGUGAGGAGGUCAACUAUAGCUCUGAGAGUAUAUGUUUAAGGAGAUAAGGUAAUUUCUUUUAUGAAUAAAUCAGCUUACUAACCCGAAGAAAUUAAAUUCUUAUAUCCUUGCAGAGGGUAUUGUGAUUCUGAUUUUCUUAGUCAGCAUCUCUCGAUGAGUCGGUUUCAAUAUCUUGUACCACUUAUUGAAGAAAUUAUGGGUCAUGUUGUUCUUCAUUAUUUCUUCAGUAUCCAACGUUUUUUCCAGUGCUCAUACUCUUAAGAUGAUUUUCUUUUGUGCCGAAAAUGCGAAUCGUAGGUAAACAGAGCUAAUUCCGCACCCCAUUCUGAUCACACAGACAUGACCUAUCCCUCGAAAUCCGAGGCGGGAAAAGAAAGCAGCUGCUUGGGCCUACCUGAGAUAGUUUUUCCCUUCGUUUUCAGUCUUUAAGCAGAACUCAUCGAAGGAUGCCGCACAUGCAGAACGUCGAACGGGAUUUUCCCCUGCACUGGGCCCUGAAACCCAUUCGCAUUUCCCAAAGUCUCUCUGCAAAUACUCUUUCCCUUUACCGAAAGAUCUCGCGGAAUAUGUGGCGCUGCUGCACAGAACUCUGCCACAGCCCCAAGUUCCAGCGUUAUUUGAGGUGAGUUGGGGAAUAAACCAAUGUAUAUUCAGAGGUUCACGAUUUAAAUCGAUUCUUUCAGGUUCCUCGAGUCCAGUCUCUGCCAGUUCUAAAGAGCAAUGAGCCAAGAAAUGCGCAGCUGCCUCUGAUUUGCAAUCUUUGCACGUAGACGAUGCCAAAAAGUGUUAGUUGAUUUCGAUUUAUAGCAAAGCUCGGAG